This is a messenger RNA of Orbicella faveolata, 2496 nucleotides long. Its product is annotated as dolichyl-diphosphooligosaccharide--protein glycosyltransferase subunit 1-like. The record is from RefSeq and is a predicted model, not a curated record. Gene Ontology annotation, cellular component: membrane; oligosaccharyltransferase complex. NCBI's taxonomy places the organism in Eukaryota, Metazoa, Cnidaria, Anthozoa, Scleractinia, Merulinidae.
UUGAGAAUCCUCUUCCAUCCAAGGAUGAAUCGUUUUUCUCUUCGCCUAGCGGCAGUUGCUGCUUUGCUCCUUGCAUCUUGCAUCCUAGGAAAAGAUGAUUUCAACUCUAAGCUGGUUAUUAACGAGGUUUCUCGAAAGAUAGACCUUUCAACCCAGCUGGCUAAAGUCAGCACUUCCGUGACGCUCGAAAAUGCAGGCGAUUCAUCUGUAGGGUAUUUUCAUCUUGCUAUCGAACCAUCUCUAGUGGACAAACUCGCAUUUGUUGGAGUCACGGCAAAGACACCUGAAGACGAAGAUUCAAGUUUAACAUUAAAACAAGUAGAGUUUAGUACACACAGUGAGACAAAGUUCUUCAAAGUAGACCUAGGAUUCCGUCUAAAACCAGGAGAUACUGUCGACCUAACUGUGGAGGAGGUUUUUGUCCAUGCAAUGAGUCCAUUCCCUACCAAAAUCACACAGUCAGAAAAACAGUUUGUCCUCUUUUCGUGCAACCACUACUAUUACACACCGUACAAUGUGAAAAAGCAAACUACCACAGUGUCCUUGGCAACAUCCUCCGUGGAGUCUCACAGCAAGCUUAAACCCACCAGCCUCUCUGAUAAUUCUAUUGCGUACGGACCCUACAGUGAUGUCGAGACGUUCCAGGUGAACCCUAUGAGGGUGCACUUUGAAAACAACACUCCUUUCCUCUCGGUUCUUGGCAUGAAAAGGACCAUAGAAGUUUCCCACUGGGGCAACAUUGCAGUUGAAGAGACCUAUCACAUGAAACAUGUGGGAGCUGAACUCCAGGGUGCAUUCUCAAGAUAUGAUUAUCAACGUACAGCGGCUCCUUCUUCCAUCAAGUCUUUCAAGGCAGUCCUGCCAGCUGCUGCCAGUGACGUGUACUAUCGGGAUGAAAUUGGCAACAUCUCAACCAGUAAUCUGUGGUCUCAAGAGGAUUCGGUGGAGUUGGAGCUGCGGCCAAGGUUUCCAUUGUUUGGUGGAUGGCAAACUAGGUUCUACAUGGGCUACAAUGUUCCUAGCUAUGAGUACUUGUACAACCUUGGAAACAGAUACAUCCUCAAGAUGCGAGUGAUAGAUCACAUAUAUGACGAUUUUGUUGUAGAUGAUCUGAGUAUGAGGAUUAUUCUUCCCGAAGGAUGCACUAACAUUCAACUGAAGGCACCAUUCAAUAUGGAGGAGGGCAACCGUGAACUACAUUUCACGUACUUGGACACAGUUGGCCGACCUGUGGUGGUUGCACACAAAACUAACUUGGUGGAACAACACAUACAAGAUUUUGAGCUGCACUACUCGUUCAACAAGGUUCUUCUGUUACAAGAGCCUCUGCUUGUUGUUGGUGCAUUCUACUUGCUCUUCAUGCUUGUUGUCAUUUACAUGAGGCUUGACUUUGCUAUCAGCAAGGAUGAAGCCAGUGAAUCGCGCAUGCGUGCUGCUUGUCUGAUCGAAGAGGUUCAGCGUCUGUUGGACCGUCAGAGUGGCCUGUACUCUGUGUAUUCUGAUGCCAUUCACAAGUACAAAUCAAGCAAAGAUGCUACAGCAUUUGCUAAUGCACGCAAGAAGCUGGAUGGAGAUUAUCGCUCCAUCAGUAAUCAAAUCACUCAGGUGCAGAACUCCCUUAACAAGGAGCAACCUGAGGCUGCUGAGAAGCUCACAGAGUUGCAGCGUAAAGAACACGAGAAGAAGCAGUUGUUGGAUGCAGCCAUCGUAAUGGCUGAGAAAGUGGUGAAUGGUCGCCUGAGCAAGCAAGCAUAUGUGGAGGGCGAGGGCAACAACAAGACCAAGAGGCAGAAACUGAGCGCUGAGAUUGAGACCAUGGCUGGAAGCCUUUAAUGCAGUUUCCCAUGAAUCCCUGUGAUGUCAGUGUGAUGUUUAGCAUUUACCCAGUUUUCACCCUUCUAAUGUGUUACAGUACUGUACAGCCAUUUUGAAGGGAAUUGGACCCAAAAAGUGCAAUGUAACACCACCCUACAGCCCCCUGUUAAUAUAGCUUUCUUGUUAUUACAGUCACUUUAUUCUGGCCGGAACAAAGCUAAGUCAGUCAUUUUCGUAUUUAAAGAACCCUUUAAUACGGCCACUCUGUUAAUACAGCCAAACUUGUGUGGGCCGUUGGUGACCAGUUUAACGAGGUUGCACUGUAGGAUUGUCAAGUUAGGAUCCUGAGUCAAAACCAACACGAUUGAUUGAUUUCAUUUAGUACUUUUAAAAUGUGUGUGCAAUUUAAAUGGUGUGUUGUUGGACAACUUCUUUUGGAGAUUCAUGAGAUUUAAAAGUGAGGUUGAAUUUCUUGCCCUGACAUCACAGGGUUUUCAUAGGAACUAUUAAAACAGAAUAAUUAAACUUAUAAAUGUCUUGUUAAAGAGUAGCUUUUGAAUUGUGUAGGUUUGCCGUCCAUUUUCUCACAAAACGCUGACUUGAAGCACCACUCAGUGAUACAUGGUGUUACUCACCGUUGCUGUGUAGGUUCUACCUAUUAAAAAUUGAUAUUUUAAAGAA